UGUUGUUGGUGUUCCGCCGGCGGAUUGAAAACGUCGGACAACAAGCUGAGGGCAAAGUUGUCCAACCUGUAUGAUGUUGUAGCUAAAACAAACGAUUAUUUAUCUUAAUUAACGAUGAUGUGGGUGGCCAGGCGGUUUCUGUCUACGGUGGCCCAGAGAAGUCAGUAUGCGGGACAGUCUGGUUUAUUCCGCCGCCCACAGCACGGCUGCCUCCCUGACCUGGAGCUGCGGUAUCUCCAGUGCACAUGCUGCUGGCGGAGCAGGGUUCCCGUGGCAGGCUUUGAGACCCUGAACGCCACCAUCUCCUCCACCUCCACCCCUGAGCACUGCAAAGAGGACACCAGAUCCCUGGAUGAGUGCUACACCUCCGAGCAACGAGACACCAUUCUCCAGCUGCUCAACAACGCCACACCGUCAGAGCUGGCCGGCGUCAAGCUCCUGAGAGGCCGCAAGUCUAUCAACAUUGUGGAGUACAGGACUAAAAACGGGCCCUUUAAAACUCUGGAGAGUGUGGUCAAUGUGCCGCUGCUGAAGCACAAAAGUGCUGUGGUAGUGUUCAACUCCAUCCUCAACCCGGUGAAGAAGGAGAGGAAAGUGAGGAUUCAGUUGGCCAAGUUUAUCAGACCAGAGGUUGACAAGUCAUGGCUGGAGGAUGCCAGCUCAAUUGUGUCAAUAGUGUGUGGGACUAAUAAAAUUGCCUGGGCUCAUGUGGACCGUGGGAUGAUGGUGCUGGAAUGGCAGCAGCUGGAGUGUCCUAAUUUCCUGAGGGGGACAUACUUGGCUUCUGCUUACUUGAAUGAUGUCUCCGCGGUCCUGGCACACCUCCCAUCAGCGGACUUCUACAUCAUUGAGAAGUCCUCCAUCUCAGUCCAGAAUACGGCUCUUUUCCCCAUCAUGGCCCACAUGAGGGCUGUGGAGGCCAUGCUGUUUGCUCUGCUCGAGCCAAGAAACUCACCACCUGAUUCCAACAUUCCUCCCAGAGUUCUGAACAUGAUGCGUACUGCUGUGGGACGUCACUUUGGACUCAUGGUGGGCGAGUCGCGGACCAGCGGGGCACAGACAGUGCGACAGCUGAUGACCGAGUCGGUGACACAGAAGCUUCCCAGGAUAAACUUCCCCCCGGAGCUGCUGCUGAAGCACAGCAAUUCUUUCCAGAUGGGCAGCAGGAGAGGAGGGGAGGAACUCUGCGAUGCUCUGCUUCAGGCAGUGGCUUUUUACGAGCUGCUCAGUGAAGCUUCCGGUUAACCACCACAUGGACCCACCUCAUGGCCACGUGAUAAAUAACAUCCAUUAAAGCAAACCUCUUGAGCCUUUUUGGACUUUUACCAAACAGUUACCCCUUGAACAGAUUUGGUGGCGGUUAAUGGUACAUUUAAGUAUUAAAUAUUUUUAUUGUUACAAAACCACUCUAAUACUGGUUUUUUGGGAUGCUGACCAGGAGUCUUGCUGCACGGCUUUGUUAUUUUUGCUGUCGACUGUCUACCAUCUUCCUGCUGUCUAGGGAUUUUCACUCCUCUCGGUUUGUGUUAAGGGUUCAUGUACUACACCAACAGGGCUGGGCAAUGUAUCCAUAAUCAAUAUGGUGAACGUACCAGACUGUUUUAGCUGUUAUAUUAUUUGCCUUUACCCACUGUCCACAUUCAUUACUGAUGAUUAUUUUUUUAAAAAAUCUCAUCCUGUAAUUAUUUUGUGAACGCACCGAUAGCCAACCUUACAAUGUUGUCGUAAUAUUGAUGUUGAGGUUGAGGCCCUACUAUGCAAUGAAAACACUGUACUGAUCUCACCAGCAACCGCACCAGUACCUGAACAAUCACAGUGAUUUACAUUCUAUAAAAAUGAGCAACGCAAUUUACAAAAAUAGAAUGUUUUAAUUUACUUUUCAUGGUUGCACUUACAUGUAAAUAAAACGCAUCUCAUCUGC
Messenger RNA from Epinephelus moara (kelp grouper), 1921 nucleotides. It is a transcript of the gene tefm, whose product is annotated as transcription elongation factor, mitochondrial. Gene Ontology annotation, cellular component: mitochondrial nucleoid. The coding region runs from base 115 to 1245 and encodes 376 amino acids. Gene Ontology annotation, biological process: mitochondrial transcription; transcription elongation by mitochondrial RNA polymerase. Gene Ontology annotation, molecular function: DNA polymerase processivity factor activity; nucleic acid binding. The transcript has 5 exons. The record is from RefSeq and is a predicted model, not a curated record. NCBI's taxonomy places the organism in Eukaryota, Metazoa, Chordata, Actinopteri, Perciformes, Serranidae.